ACCUUGGGAGGCUUUGCCUGCGCACCCCUGCUUGGGCUUUUGUCUCUUUUUCUUCAGGAGACAACAAGAGCUGUGGAGAAGAGAGGAGGAAAAUGGCGAUUGGGAGCCGCCUACCGAUGUUCUUAGCUUGUCUUUUUUCUUUUCUUUUUCCCCGUCUUCGUGUGGCCUGUUGUAUUCCGCCCUUGCUCCCUAUGGUGCUUCGGUGUUUCCUCAUGCUCUGCCUUAUUAGCCUCUCCUGAGGAAGUUACCUCUAACCCCUAUUACUUUCCUCCGAUUACCACUCCUAUUGUCUUGCAUGUUGUUACUCGUUCACUGUAAUGGAGACUUCAGGGUUAUUUCCUUUUUGUGGCCCCUUGGCUCCUGUUUAUCAGUUUUGUUUGAUUCUCUCAUUUUACGUCAUUGCUGUAUUUGUUUUUUGCCUUGUCUUGUUCCAGCUCCCCUCUGUCUCUGUCCUGCAGCAUGGUUUGUGUGCUUUCCCGUAUGUUUCAUUUUCAGUGCUACAGCUUCCAGUGUUGUGCUCCAAGCUAUUAUGACAGAACUUGCAUUGCUUGAAAACUGCAUUGAGCCAUUGUCAUUGUUCACUGUUUCUUUUCCUUUGUAUGUGACUUAUUUCACCAUCAGCUUGUUUAAAAAUGCUGUUAUUCAUUAUUCUUUACUGAGAUGUUUCUCUAAUCUUUUAUUAGCCUUCCCUAGCUUUAGUUUAUUAUACACAGUUUUUCUCUGUGAUGCUUAAUUUUCUUCUGAAAGAACAGAUAAGCUAUUUAUUUGUCACAGCAAGCUUCUAGUAGCAGGCAAAAUGUUCAACUGCUUUAUCUAACCAUAUGUUUGCAUAGUGGAGAGAGAAGAUACAGAAGCACACCUAGCAGCAUGCUUUCAAGGAAAGUUGAAUGUCUGCUUGUCUGGCAAAUCAGUAGGUUCUUGUGACUGUGUUAAAGCUACAAUAGAAAUAUUAAUUACUGUACUGUAGUUCAUUAUAACCAAGUGGUUUGAGGUUUUUUUCCAGACUUCUGUGUUACUGAUGGGGAGCUUAGCCUCAUGUAUGAUGAUUAUACAACUUGCUUGCAAAUUCAACUAGGCAAAAUGCUUGUGGAAGAAUAUAGAUAAUGCUGUGGCUGGCCUUAGUAGUAUAUAUUUGAGUGGAGUAUUGAAAAUUCAAGUUGAGGAUAAUAGUGUAAUGCACUGUAUUUUUUUUUUUUCAUCAUACUUUCUGCCUUUUUAAAUAGUUAAAAACUAAAAUAUUGCUUUUAGGACAGUUGCAGCAAAAAGAAAAGGGGGAAAAAAGGGAGGAGUUAUGAAAGGGAAUGGUGUUUGAGAUCACAUCCAUGAUGUGUGUUAAAGCUUUUAUGAAAAUGCAGGGAAGUCUUUAGGAGGGUUUUAAUAAGGUGAGACUUCACAAACAGGUUUCAAGAUUGUUUUCUGGAUGUAAUGUCAUGUAUUUCUUGUAUUGUUCUCAUGCUAUCUUUUUUGCCCUAGAAUGCCUAAAUCAAAGGAACUUGUGUCUUCAAGCUCAUCUGCAAGUGAUUCAGAUAGUGAAAUUGACAAAAAGGCGAAGCGGAAAAAGCAAGCUGUUCCAGAAAAGCCUCUAAAGAAACAAAAGAUGGGUGAAAGUUCAAAAAGUGCUGCUUCUAAGCAAAGCAGUAACAGAGAUGAGAAUAUGUUUCAGAUUGGCAAAAUGAGAUAUGUCAGUGUUCGUGACUUUAAAGGGAAAGUUUUAAUUGAUAUUAGAGAAUAUUGGAUGGAUCAAGAAGGUGAAAUGAAGCCUGGCAGGAAAGGUAUUACUCUGCUUCAUGUUAUUUUCUAUUAAAACAUAGCCUGCAAUUUACUCAGAAAAUUGUGUAUCAGAUUUUUAUAUUCAGAGUAACACUUAUUUUAACAAAUGAUUAGUUUUACUUAUAGAUUAGAAACAAAAGCAAAGAGAUUUUGUUUGCCUGAGUCCACUUUCCUAAAUGAAUAGUGCAUAAUAUAUGGAAACAAGGCACUGGAUAGAAACAAAUUUAUUGUGGGAUCCAUAACUCCUCCCAGUUCACAGAAUCAUAGAAUGGUUUGGGUUGGAAGGUACCCUUAAGAUUAUCUAGUUCCAACUCCCCUACUAUAGGUAGGGAUGCCUCCCUUUAGACCAAGUUAUUCACAAACCCAUCCAGCCUGGCUUUGAAUGCUUCCAGGGAGAGGGCAUUCACCACCUCUCUGGGCAACCUGU
Messenger RNA from Meleagris gallopavo (turkey), 2197 nucleotides. The record is from RefSeq and is a predicted model, not a curated record. Lineage: Eukaryota; Metazoa; Chordata; Aves; Galliformes; Phasianidae.